Molecule: messenger RNA, 2886 nt
Organism: Oreochromis niloticus (Nile tilapia)
Lineage: Eukaryota; Metazoa; Chordata; Actinopteri; Cichliformes; Cichlidae
Gene: smpdl3b
Product: sphingomyelin phosphodiesterase acid like 3B
Exons: 8
Coding region: 349-1743 (464 amino acids)
Biological process (GO): sphingomyelin catabolic process
Molecular function (GO): sphingomyelin phosphodiesterase activity
Source: RefSeq, a predicted model, not a curated record
CCACAUAAAAAUAGUCUAGGCGUAGUCUACAAGCAGGAAUUCGACUCCUAAAUAGCUUCACAGAUGUGUGUAUAGAGGUUUUCUCAGCUGAAGCUUUUUAUUGUCUUUAAAUUUAUUCUGAAACUUAUUUUUAUUUAUUUUAUUUUAUUUUAUUGUAUGCAGGCUAAAACGUAGUCUUGCAUCACAGGGUGACGGUUGAACUUCAUUACUGAUAGCGAAGUAUCACCUGCACAUAGGGAUCCAAACACCUUCAAGCCUCAGACGCGUCAUGACCAGCCGUAUCUUAUCGUGAUUUCGCCUUUAUAGACUUACGGCAUACCUUUUAAAUCAGGUCUUGAUUUUUGUCGGAUGUUUCUUCCUCUCAAAGGCUUCGACAUGUCGGCAGUAAGGCUGCUUCUGUCUUGCUUUCUUUUUAAAGAGGCUUUUGCGCUCUCAGGGAACUUUUGGCACAUCACGGAUCUCCACUGGGACCCAACGUACGAACUGAGCAACAACAAUCCUGCACUGGUGUGCGCAUCCAGUGGCAAACGACCUGCAGCCAAUGCUGGUAAAUUUGGACACUAUGUUUGUGACUCGCCAUGGCACCUGAUCAACUCUUCUGUUUAUGCAAUGAAGAAUAUUCUACCAAACCCGGACUUCAUCGUAUGGACUGGUGAUGACACUCCACAUGUUGAUGAUAAAGAUCUGGGAGAAGAGGCAGUGCUCAGCAUUAUCGGCAACCUCACUGACAUCAUAAAUCAAGUUUUUCCAAACACUAAAGUGUACUCAGCCCUGGGGAACCAUGAUUACCACCCAAAGAGUCAGCUUCCUGCAGCCCCAAACUCCAUGUAUGACCGAAUAGCAGAAAUGUGGCAGGGCUGGUUGGAUCCAAAGUCAAAAGAAACAUUUAAAAAAGGUGGAUACUACACAGAAAAGCUCAUGAAUCAGACUGGUUUCAGGAUGCUGGUCCUUAACACCAAUCUCUACUAUGAUCAGAACAAGCUGACCAAGAACAUGGAUGACCCAGCGGACCAGUUUAGUUGGUCAGAUCAGAUUCUUACAGAGGCGGCCAACAACAAAGAGAAGGUUUACAUCAUUGGCCACGUUCCUCCAGGUUUCUUCGAGAAGAAAAGAAGUAAGCCAUGGUUUACACCAAAGUUCAACCGGCGAUAUUUGGAUUUAAUUGAGAAGCAUCAUUCUGUAAUAAAAGGGCAGUUCUUUGGCCAUCAUCACACUGAUAGCUUCCGUAUGUUCUACAACACAGAGGGUUCUCCCAUUAGUACCAUGUUCCUCAGCCCUGGUGUCACACCGUGGGAAACAACACUUCCUGGAGUUAAGGAUGGAGCGAACAAUCCUGGGAUUCGUGUCUUUGAAUAUGACACAGAAACACUGGUAGUCAAGGAUGUGGUGACCUAUUACCUGAACCUUACUCAUGCUAAUGUAGCCACAGGACGCUGGGAGAAAGAGUAUCGCCUCACAGAGAGUUUCAGAGUACCAGAUGCCUCUCCAGCCUCCAUGCACGAGGUUCUGAAGCGUGUAGCUGAUGACCCCCGCUACCUGCAGAAGUACUAUGAUUUCAACUCUGUGAACUAUGACCUGAGGGAUUGUGACAGCGACUGCCGCGUUGACCACGUGUGCGCAGCACGAGAGGUAGACUUUGACAGGUAUGAACACUGCCUCGUUAAAGAGGGGGCAGUUUUCAUCUAUGGUGGCCUGUUGCCACUCAUCUCCGUGGCUUUAAGUCUGGUGGUGGCCAGUGAGUAAUUAAUUCAAUACUACUUUGAACUAUAACUAACUCUGAACUUAGUAUAGGUUCAUUGUUUCCCUACACCAACAUAUAAGCUUUCUCCCUCAGAAUUUAAAAUUAUGCAAUAAUCUUUUGUUUCAAAAGUAUAAAAGUCAUGUUCACACAUGUAUCACUGACCCACUGAGCAAUGCAAACUCCCCCUCUGACUUUCCGACUGGCUUCAUCAGCAGCUGUAUGACGUUCCACCUUAAAAACUGCACACUUUUAGCAGAGGAAUCUGAGAAUAGCUUUCUGGUCUCAACAUUUGUAAUGAAUUUCAUUGUUUAAAUGAUAAAUCCAGAGAAACAUCAAGUAGCAGGUAUUUGUUUUAAAUGUCACUAUUUAACAUGUAGCACUAUAAUAAUGCAUUUUCAUACUUUCAGUUAUAUUACAUCUAUAAAUGAAAUGAGUCAUGCUCCAGUGUAUAAUUAAACUAUGGAAAAAUGCAACCUUUGUCUUCAGUAAUCUUUGGUGUGCCCCUUGACCUUGAUUUAUGGGUACUGGCUGAAUACUUUGUUUCAAAACUACACAGUAUUCUUGUGCCUCUAAAGGCCAGCUACCAUCGUUUUAUUUGUGUAAACUCUACUGUAGCUUGUUAUGAAUCCAAAACUCAAUCUUAUGAAUUUCAUGCACAUUAGCUGAAAAAAUUGAUUAUAUCAGGAUUUCAUAACAAAUGUCUUAACAUUACUUCCAUUGUCCAUGCAACUUCAAAGCAAAGCAAUCAGUUUUAAAAAAAUUACAAGAUAAAGUUGUAUUAUCUGUGUUCUGUGAUAACUCCUGGCAUUUCAUAUCUUCUUAUAAUGACUUCAUAAUCUUUUGACAGCUGCCUGUAAACACUGUAAAGUGUCACUACAGAACAUGACGGACGCUGAACUUUGAGUCUUAUGUGAAGACACUUUUAUUGAGAAUGUGGAUUUCUUUGACAUAUCAGCAAGAAUGUGACAGCUCUCGGGUUUCACCCAAAUAUACAUGCAGUGUUCUUGAAUAUCCGGUGGUUAGUUGAUAGUAUCAGCUAGUUCACAUGACCAAAACCUGUUUAGUUGAUGAGAAAGGCUGCAUAGCAGCAUCCAGAGCUGCGUGAUACUGCUGCAGACCCACCUCAGUGCAGGCGGGAGCUGUCA